CUCUCAUUGUACACGGAGAAGUUUGAAGAGUUUCAAAACACGCUUUCCAAAAGCAACGAGGUGUUCACAACAUUCAAACAAGAGAUGGAAAAGAUGACAAAGAAGAUUAAGAAGCUGGAGAAGGAAACGACCAUGUACAGAUCACGAUGGGAAAGUAGUAACAAAGCCUUGCUGGAAAUGGCAGAGGAGAAAACGCUACGAGACAAAGAUUUCGAAAGCCUGCAGGUGAAGGUGCAGCGUCUGGAAAAGCUCUGCCGUGCGUUACAGAUAGAACGCAACGAGCUGAGUAAGAAGGUUCAGGGUGUCUCCACAGGCGUUGAGAGUAAACCAGAAACAGAGACGGGGUCACCAUCAGAAGCCACAGACUCG
Sinocyclocheilus anshuiensis is the source of this 369-nucleotide messenger RNA. Its product is annotated as alpha-taxilin-like. Gene Ontology annotation, molecular function: syntaxin binding. The record is from RefSeq and is a predicted model, not a curated record. The annotation marks the transcript as partial. NCBI's taxonomy places the organism in Eukaryota, Metazoa, Chordata, Actinopteri, Cypriniformes, Cyprinidae. The transcript is spliced from 3 exons.